GUACUUGACUGCUUGGCGAUACCAUAGUGUCCACUCGUUGCACAGGUAGCUGGAAAUUUUUACAUUUCAAGAUGGGUAAUGUCUACAAGCUUUGGUUUGGUCUUGUUGUACUUCGCUUCAUUUGGUGUAUCUGGCCUCAAAAGAGCUAUGUGGAUCCUGCUGAAUUCUUUGAGGGAACAGACAAACUUGCUGCUCAUAUAUUUGGGUUUCCAAGCACAUCAGCUCCUGGAUAUGAUACUCCAAAACCGCAGACAACCAUUUUCUUUCCCUACAUCACUGCUGGCUUUGGCUUCCACGUCCUCCGGAAAUUGGGUGAAAUAGGACUUGUCACUGUUAAUGAGCGAACUCUUCUCAUUGCCCCACGCCUGACGAUCACCGCAGUUUCCUUGCUCUGCGAUUCCUGCGUUUACAACAUAGCCACGAUCUUAGGACAAGAUGCAGGAGCCUGUAUGGUCAUCUUCGCCAGUUCCUUUGUGACUUUAGUCUUCAUGACCCGUAACAUGACCCAUGUCAUCAGUGCCUGCACCUUUGCUCUAUUGCUUCUCUUGGUAGUGGACUCUCGUAAGAGUCAGCUGGUUCCAAAGACGUCAUCCAAAGAUGAGAAAGGGAAGAAGAAGAAGAUGGUAAAGAGUGAUCCUAACCAUGGUUUUUGGUUGGGCGUUUUCGUCUUGGAGGGCGUCUUCAACCAUCCAUCCUUCUUCAUCUAUUACCUGAUUCCUAUGGCCUUCUGGCUUACUGGAUCUGCUUCCCAGUUAAGCUCCGGAGCUCUCAGAACAGUCUUACACAACCUUGCAUCCUUGCUACCUGGUAUCAUCACAAUGGGUACCUUCCUUCUUAUCCUCGAUUCCACUUUCUAUGGAACCCUUGAUGCGGAGAUCUUCCUCGACCCUCAUAAGCUCCUUGAGAAUCUUAACUCCGGGUUGCUACAGAACUUGACAGUCGCGCCCCUGAACUUCCUGCAGUACAACUUCCUGGAUGCUCCUCUUGAAAUCAGACCUAAACUUGCCCAUCUCCUGUUCAAUCUCCCACUGCUCUUCUUCCCUCUUGUCAUCUGUUUCAUUUCAGAGAUCUUCCUGGUGUACAGCGGAACAGAUACCAAGGGUAGGAAGACAUUUUCUACAUCCACAAGCCGUGCAUUCUUUGCACUAGUCUUCACCACCCCACUUCUGGUCUUCUCUCUCUUGCCAGACCAAGAUCCUAAACUCCUGCUACCCCUGAUCAUCCCUCUGGUGCUCCUCUAUGCAGAGUAUGUGGUCUACCCUACGACAGGUAUGCCUAAUGCUCCAUGGAUCGUCUGGAAUGUUUUAUUUGGAUUGAUAUUUGGAGUUGUGUUGCAGGGUGGGAUGGUUCCAGCCCUCAAAGACAUUAAAACGACAGUCACGGCACCUGUCGUUGAUAAACCCAUAUUGUACCACUAUGUUUUCUAUCAUACCCCUACCCCACCUGAAUACCUGCUAGCAUUACCACCCCAAGGUGUAAGAUCACAUCACCCAUCCCACCAGUUCCUAAUCCAUGACCUCGGUACAAUGGACCGCUAUGAUAUGCAUCAGAUGAUCGGCUCUCUCUUGAGGGAUGACAAGUCAGCAGGAGAGUCGCCAUCAUUCAAAAAGGAGAUCUACGUUGUAGCACCCGCAUCUAUAGACGCCCUCUUCUGUCGAAUCAAUGUCAAGUUCACAUACAAACUUGUGAAGAGUUUCUCUCCCCACCUUGACCUUAAUGAACCUCCGUACCUAUUUCCAAACUAUGUAUGCAACGCGGAGAAGGAUCGUAGUUAUUUUCGCAUGGGCAUUCGGGAUCGUAUUCCGGCGCUGUUCUCGUUGAAUAUGUAUAAGGUAGAGAUCGUUCGUCAUUUUGGAACUGAGGAUGUAGUGAAGUAUAAAGAUAAGCAGAAACAAAAAUCCAAAGGAAAGAAUCCUAACCAGUAGCUUAAAAGGAUUUGUUGUGGUAUAGCCCUUCUCUCAUUCAUCCCUUACUGCAUGCUCAUCCACCUAUGCAUGUGACUUUCUGUUUUCAUGUGUUUUUUUUUCUAAGGGACCAUUUGUCUUUCAUGUUUUAAGUGAAGUUUACAAUUUUUGAUGCAUGAGAAAUCUCAGGGGUAGCACCUUUUUCAUAGUUUUUCUGGGCUCCGUAACACAAAGAUUAGCGAUGAAUUGCAAAUAUGAAAGAACCGCACUGAUUGGUCCCUGGUCAGUAUUUUAAACCUAAUGCGCGUGUAACAUUGAUAUUGAUUGAUAAGUUCAUUUAGCGAUUGAUCGCUAAUCUUUGUGUUACGGAGCCCAGGAGGGUCUAAAGGGCAUCAAUUUCAUUGCCAACCCCAUUUUGGAGGAUAUCUGGAGCUAAAAAAAAUAUAUCAUUGUCAUCAGAGCUAAUUUGGAGGGGCUAUAAAAUAAUUGUUUUGGGGAUUGUAUGUCUGGUUUAUGUGAGACAGGGUUCCCAGCCCAUCAGGGAAAUCAGGGAAAAUUAUUUUACUCUUUUCAAGUCAGGGAAAAAUCAGGGAUUUUGAUUUUAAAAAAUACUUCAAAUCAGGGGAAAAUGCCUCAAAUGAAGGAAAAAAUCAGGGAAUUUUUUCGGCCCCAAAGCUGAAAGCACGGUAAUCAUUCAGACUCUGCUAUAUUUUGUUGCAUAUCAAAACAUCAUCCAUUGAAUGACUGGUUAUGGUGGUUUUAUGGGGUUUUUUUACACGUAAUUCACUGCAACAACUUAAAAAACAUUCAAAACUGGGACAGGGUUUUAAUAAUUAUCAGGGAAUUUUUAAACUUCAUCAGGGAAAAAUCACAGAAAUAUCAGAGAAUUACGCUGGGAACCCUGGAUGCAAGAUGCUAUCGUUAGGCAUGGUGUACGGUUAGCUCUUCAGUCCAACCUUGGAGCAGGUUGUGCAGAAUAUCUGGCUUGGGAAUGAGGAAUCAUGGGUAAUAUAAGUACUAUAUUUAUAUUGUGAUUGGAUUAUUAUGACCUAUUUGAAAUGAAAUAUUGAAAACCUUGACAAAGUGUGUACUACUAAUAUGAACUUUCAUAUACCCAGGUAUUCCUCCAGAAAGAUGCAAUUUUUGUUGUCUUUAUAAAACAUGUUGAUUUCAUUCAAAAUAAUGUCUCGACACUAUUUAGCUGCAAAGAACGCUGAUAUGAGAAUAAAAUCGGCAAAUCAAUAUUUUUAUGCAGUAGUAUGGUCACAUUGCAUCAUCUAAACAAUAGUUGAAAACAGAAAUAAAUUUGCAAAUAUUAGUCAUUGUUGGGCCAACAAGAAUUUCUUGUGGAUUUAAUUUAUGAAUAUUUUCAACCAAGUUAAAUCCUGCUCAAUCUCGGCUUCAGAGGGAAGACUAGUAAUUGGGUGCAUUGAUAACAGCUCCUUAAAUUUUCCCUUGUCUGUACAUUCAUAUGCAUGUAAAGGAGCUCUGAUAG
Messenger RNA from Lytechinus pictus (painted urchin), 3399 nucleotides. Its product is annotated as GPI mannosyltransferase 4-like. The record is from RefSeq and is a predicted model, not a curated record. Bases 72 to 1925 code for a protein of 617 amino acids. Gene Ontology annotation, biological process: GPI anchor biosynthetic process. Gene Ontology annotation, cellular component: endoplasmic reticulum membrane. Gene Ontology annotation, molecular function: alpha-1,2-mannosyltransferase activity. Lineage: Eukaryota; Metazoa; Echinodermata; Echinoidea; Temnopleuroida; Toxopneustidae. The transcript is spliced from 3 exons.